GACUGACUUGUGUAUACAUCAACACUUUUUUGUAAUUCCUAGAUGCUUGAAAUUAACUGAAAAUGAAUUUCGGCCAAAAUGCUUCUCAAGAAGUUACGAUUGAUGAUCUGCCAAAUGAGCACAUUUUCAGCUUCCUCGACCAUGACGACUGCUUGGAGGCGUCGCUGUUUUGUCACCGCUGGUACUGCAACGCAUUUCAGAUCAGGCCAGUUGCGCUCGACAUCCGGCUUGAUUCACCCAGCUUUCAAAGUACUGUUUCAAAGUACUGCUUCAACGGAAAGACGUACUGCACGACAACCGGAUUCGAAGCGGCUCGGAAGCUACUGCCAGCCUGUCAGUUUGAAGUUAAAUUACUUCACGCUGCUGAUUGCAGACGCCCUUGUUUCAAUUACACUAGCUCACGGUGUAUUUUUGAGAGCAUAAAGAUAAAAAAUUCGGUAUGUCUGAUAUUUGGCACCAUGAAAGACAUUUUGCGGGGUAAACCGAAAUAGUGAACCGUAAAAGGUGCACCUGUAUGCACUACAACCCUCAACUCAACCUUUUUAGUAGUUGCUGACAAACUUGACAGUUGACAGAUGUUAAACGAAAAUUUAUUUCCUAGCAAUACUUACCAUUUUUUAUCACCACUUGAAAUGCAUUUUUCUCCUCGAAAUA
Culex quinquefasciatus (southern house mosquito) is the source of this 654-nucleotide messenger RNA. RefSeq lists its product as uncharacterized. NCBI's taxonomy places the organism in Eukaryota, Metazoa, Arthropoda, Insecta, Diptera, Culicidae. The coding region runs from base 63 to 491 and encodes 142 amino acids. The record is from RefSeq and is a predicted model, not a curated record. Gene Ontology annotation, molecular function: protein binding. The transcript is spliced from 2 exons.